Molecule: messenger RNA, 12536 nt
Organism: Wyeomyia smithii (pitcher-plant mosquito)
Lineage: Eukaryota; Metazoa; Arthropoda; Insecta; Diptera; Culicidae
Product: platelet binding protein GspB-like
Exons: 12
Coding region: 954-9305 (2783 amino acids)
Molecular function (GO): chromatin binding
Source: RefSeq, a predicted model, not a curated record
UUCUCGCGAAAGUACGACCAUUGCAUUUCGCUCUGCGAUUUUUUGGAAAUUGUGCAAUUUCGAGCCCCUGGUGGCACCCAAGGCUGGGUUUAACUGGUGGCGGAAGUGAUUCGCGGCUGGGAAACAUUCGAGUGCAGUAUCUGUGAUACACCAGUGAGGAAUUUUUUGUGAAAAACAGUGAAAAGUUUACCGUCAAGGAGUUUUCCACCUCUUUUUUCGCCAGCGCCUGGCUGUAUGCGUCUGACGUUGGACGCCUGUGCCUGCGCGUUGGUGUGUGUGGCGUGCCAAACUCGUCUAACGCUCGAGGUACGUUGACGGCUAAAUACAGUGAAUACGUGCAAUUUGUUUACAAUUUUUGUACCGGUGUUGGUUCACGAGCGGUAGUUGACAUUGGAUCGGGUAAACUCGCGGGUGGGCUUCGGGUAACCGAAGCAGUGAAAACAAACGCACGAACCGAUAGGCUCGUGCCUCGGUUCGACUUUCGUGAACAUUCGGUUCGGUACGGACAUCGGCCGGCGGUCGGUCGUACGCGUUCGCGUCCCCUUCGGGCCCGUGCAGUGUUUUAUAAACAUAGAUAAGUGAUUUAAAUCGGGCCGUGUUUACGCGUGUGUGUUCUCGUUGCGUCUUUCGCGUGUGCAAGUAUUGUUGUUUCGGUAGUGGCGGCGGUUCCGAAAUUUUCCGUGCAUAUCCUCUUUUAUUUCUCAUCUCACGUCCGUGUUCUUUCGUCAAGGGGAAAACGGCAAGUGGCCUGCAAGUGCCACUGUGAAGCGCAGAAAAAAAUACGUCUCAAUCUGUACUAACUUAUAGCUCAGUUUGCCUAUCAUCGAUACUGAACUUUGAGAUUGAUGAACGGAACAAUCAUCGUGGAAUCUGUAGCAUAACAAUAAACACACUUGAACUGAAAAAUCAGCUAUGGAUAACGACAAUUCUCCAAGCAAAUCAUAGAUUAGCGCAUGAAGACCAAGAAACAAUUAGCCGCGGCCGCUGCAGCGGCAGCAGCAGCCGCUGAAAAGAAAGCCGCCAGCACAUCUACUACUAGUACCAGUACAUCCACUGCAACAGCCGUCGCCGUGUCCAGUGUAGCACCUAAUCCCGUCAAGAAACCACUCAAACGACUCCAAACGAAAGCGAAAGAAGUUUCAUUUGUCUCGAGUCAGCCGUUAAAACCACUAUCCCAGCCGAGCACAUCAAAGACUAAAGUAGCAACGUCUAAGCCUCCCGUUGGCCCCAAAUCCCCAGUCUUUGCGAAGCUUGACACGACUGGCGCUCGUACGUUAUCUCCAGCGGGAAAAAGUUCAUCCUCUGUUGGCAAGGUAUGCAAACCUACCAAAAACGAUGCCACCACAAAUCCAGUAAGCCAUUCCGAGACGACGUCUGCUUCGAAGGUGGCAGCCAGCGUUAAAAAACCGGAUCCCAUUAAAAGUAAAAAACCCUCGCCCAACGCCGAAGGCGUCAAAAAAUCCACCACCGGAGAUAAAAAGAAGAUUCAGAAAGAGCUCAAGAAUCUUGGCAUCACCGACGGAACAAUCCAUCAAAUCGAUGCGGCCACGGUUGAAUGCAACCCGUCAAUCAGUGAGAUGGUGAAAACCAAAUCGCGUGCCACUGUCAGUCAGCAGAAAUAUAAUGAAACAAGCUCGCUGGGUGGUUCUUCGGCGUCGACUGCGAAGGCCACUGCCAGUGGCCCCAAACCGGAAACAACUUCCACAAACAACGAGGCCAGUAACAAGCCAACGGAAGUCAGCACAAUCGCCGCCACACCCAUUGCGACAAGCAAAAAACGUGCAGGCACUCAUCCCACCAGCAGUACACAGAAAAUUAAGGAUGCUGCAACGCAAAAGACUGUGCCGGACAGCGGCAAACGCGGCGAGAUUGCAUCCGAAGGUGGGAAAACAAAAAUCGUCCCCACCACGACGUUGUUGGCUACUCCACAACCGCCAGCAAACACUGCCAUAGCCGCCGUUAAGGAAGUUGUCAAAACGCCACCGACCAAAUUAUGCGAUAGCAAAAGUAAAGCGAAAAAACCCGAAAACAACGAUGAUAAUAAUGAUGCUACCGCGGACCAGCAUAAAACUACCAAACGCAACACGGGUGCCACGCUGGUGGCGAAUACUCCCAAGGCUAAGGCCAGAACUAAAAAGGUAAUUCUAGAAGAAAGAAAAGCGGCAGAGGCGGCCCGGUCGAAGGCUGUGACGGAGGUACCGUCAGCUGCAGCCGGUUCCACCACAUCUCUUUUAGCUGCUUCUGCUGUUGUUAAUGCUGGCACUAAACAUACCGACGAUAAACAAAAGAUUGAAGAGGAAAAAACAUGCUCCCUUGGUGAUCUCGAGCCGGACGACCGGCAUGAGGCCGAUGUUCAGAGUCGCAUCGAAGACAUUGUGAAGGCUCUGGAGCAAGAGGAUGACGACGAGCAGCACGGUGCAGGAGGGCUGGCUAUCCAUCCAAAAGUGGGACCGUUUAAGACGGAACCACCGAUUCGGCUGGAAGAACAAUCCUCUGCUACGAAAGAGAAGACCACUAAGAAGGCAACGGCUAAACCGAAAGGGUCUAAAUCGCAACGAAAGGCGCCGACAAAGAAGAAACCCACCGGCGGUGAGAAGUUGGAAGCCAAAGAUGAAAUUCAAAAGAACUCAAUUACGACAGAAAAUAAUCCAUCCGCUGCUAAGACCGAGGUGGCAUUAUCGAAACACAUUCCGAGUGAUGAUGUCAGUGCUGAAAAGGGCCCGGAAUCGAUUAGUAAAGGCGCUUCGACGCCGGCAGCCAAACGCAAAUAUGUUAGAAAACCUAAAACAGCGGAAUCCACUGUUAAAAAUGUUGGCGCCGCUGCGUCAAAAAAAUUAGAUCAGAAAAAGAGUAGCGUUCCGGAAUUGAUUCCUAUUCGCCCAGGAUCGCAAAACACUCAAGAAAAAGACGCACAAAAUUCGACUGAAAACACAACAACUGAAGUUCCCCCAUUAGGUGGCUCUGCACCUUCAGAAAAAACCAACGAGAGAGAAGUCGUCAAACAACCCGGCUCUCCCGACCCACCCAAAACAUUGCGGUCUUCUACGGAAAAUGACGAUGAUUUGCCACUCAACCAACUCAAAGAUAAGACCAAAUCAAAAAGUGAGUCCCCACAAGUUUUCACGACCCCCGCUCUUGCUCCAACCACUGUUUCGGCGGAGCCUGUCGGUUCAUCGAUUAUAAACCCGGAGCCAACGACUCCACUGUUAGCAAGUUUACUCACUAAACCUGCCAAAUCGAGAAAAAAAUACGUUCGAAAGAGCCCAGUUAAACAAUCUCUAAAAGUCCCUUCAAGUGUCACCACUAAAGACACCAAAAACGAUAAAAAGUCGGAGAAGAAAGAUGUGUACGAUUUUGACGAUUCGGAGAGUGACAUCGAAACGCCAGUUAAAGGAGGAAAACCAACUUUCAAACGAAAACCUCUGGAAUCAACGUCAACAAUAAAAGAUGAGGAAGACGAUGAGAACAGCGAGGAAGCACUUGGUGCGACAAAAUCUAUCACAGACGAGAAAGAAUCUCACGUAAAACCGGAGAAUAAGACCGAAAAUGAUGAAAGUGAUGGUGCGAAAGAUACUAAAAAAUCGCCCAAAAAGAGUUCGGAAAGACUGAGCACUCCAUCCUUCAACUCCGACCAGUCGGACGAUGACGUCGAUCAGGAUCCGGACGAACGUCCACGAACCCCAAUCAGCCGCAAAGUGAAGCAGGAAGUUCGCGACAGUUCCGAGGACGAAUCGGACGGCUAUUCCUCUGAGGAGUCUGUACGCACACGAAUUGUGAAGAAGCAGUUAACGGCGAAAACGCGACACCUGAAGCUGUACGGUUUCUGGUCUGGUCCGAAACGUCACCGGGUCGCAUCACUGAACGCAAUCGCCAAGGUACACUGUUUGUAUGAGAAUGAAACACGAGCGGCUCUGGAGGCCAGUUUGAUGAAGCAAGCGACUUCCAGAGCGGCAGCCUCAACAACGACAACGACGGUGUCAGCAACGGCAACAACGACGUCGUCAACAGCAAAAGCUACCACCAGUAAAGCGGUUAAGAAAGAAAAAACUGACGAUGAUGACGAGCGCAAGCACGAAACUGGUGCUACGACACGAGAAGAUAAAGAUAAAAGUGAUAAGAAAGAAAAGACCGACGAGAAGAGCCAGAAGGAAACCAAGUCGACAAACGUGAAGGAAGAGAAAAAGAAACCAACGAAAUCAGUUACAAUAAAGGAGGAUAAGAAGAAAGAAACGAAGAAAGCAGACCCCAAGGAAGACCGCAAGGAUUCCCGGAAGAAAGAGAAGCAAAAGGAGGAAACGGAAAGCGAAAGCGAGAGUGAAGAAUCGGAGGAGGAAGUUGUAACUCGAACCCUGCGCUGCGUCCCGGGGCUCCGUGGAGCCGGAAAGCACUGGGAUCCCAACGCUUCCAGUAUGGAAUCGGAAGAUGACCUUCUACCGGACUCCGACGAAACGUACGCUCAGGGCAAAGACACAGACCCGGUGAAAAAGCGUAAAAUCAAGCGCAAAAUAAUCAAAAAGGCGAAACCUAAACCGAAGAGUGAAAAAUCUGAAAAACCAGAAAAGUCAGAGAAAUCCGACCGGCCAAAACAGCCUGCCAAGAAAAUCAAACGCGAGGUGAAAGCUCUCAUGUCCGAUAGCGACAAACAGGCGGAGGAAUCCUGUUCGUCGUCAUCUGGCUCGGAGAAACCCACCGCUUCCAAAUCGAAAUCGGCCGAUGCUAAGAAACGCAAACGGAAGCCCAAGGAGAAGAAAGAAGUUGUCGAGGUACUGGCGAAGAAACGAAUGGCCAGCCUCAAUGCAACAGCCAUGCUGGCGGCAACAUACGAGGUGCAAAGGAUUCUCUACCGGAAUACCGAUUCUGAUUCGGAUAAUCCGGCUCAUAAGCCUAAAUCUAAGAAGGCGAAAGAACAGAAGGACGCCAAAGAAAAGGAAGCCUCUAAGACAGACGACAAAAAGGAAACGAAAGAGUGCAAAACUGAUGACAAAGCGGCCGAUACUGAGAAGACUGCUAAAAGUUCUGAACUAGACAAAGUAAAGGAAACGAACAAAGAACAGAGUAAAGAAGAGGAAAAAGAUAAACCUACUGAAAUUGAGCCAAAAAUUACUGUUAAAACGGAACUAUUACGCGAUAGAAGAGACGAACUGGAAGUCAAGCGAGAAAUCGAGGAGCCACGGCCAAUGUCCAGUAAUGUUGUCAUCGCACAGGACACCGAGGUCACCAUUACUGGCGUUUACGUCAAUUCGUCCUUGGGAGCCAAUCAGGAAGCUUAUUGUAAAAUGCAAUAUCGCGUGCAGCAAAGUGUAACCGAGGAGCGGCUAGUGCGCCCAGGCGAAGGCCCACCCCGUUCCUACACGCCACUGUCAGCGCUCUCCAGCAUGAGGCCACCCAACGAUCAAAAUCUAUCGACACCGCCGCUCUUCGGUCAACCGUCGCAGUGCGAUUCACCGCUGGGGCUGGGUCCACCGCGAUCCUUCUAUCCCCCACCGACAUCGUCGUCCGGCAGUUCCAGCGCAUUCUGUGCACCCAUUCCACACGACAGUCCAGGCUAUUAUCAACCGGCUGGUCCGUUGAUAUCCCCUCAUCUGCUACCGCAGCCACCACCAAGUUCAACAUCCCAGCACAGCUCGGGUAGCAGCACCGUGACCAAGCAGCCUCCAGAGUCGGACUCCCCGGUACAAUCGCUGCAGCAGCCGCCGUCUUCAUCGACAGCGGACAGCACCGACAGCGAUGUGUUACUGACAGGUGGUGAUCUGUCAUCUCGGUCUCAACCCUACCGGUACGGUCCUACCGGACCACCCAACAUCUAUCCCCGUCCGGUUCAGAUGCACUGUCCACCGCCACCGCACUUGGCACCUAAUUACUACGCGGCGCCGCCGUACAGCCAGUAUCCGCCGGAGAUGUACUAUACUCAUGCUUAUCCGCCGGCCCACUUCUAUCCAAAGUUUGCCCAGUAUUACCCCAGCCGGCGGUACUAUCCGGGACCUCCCGGCCCAGGUGAUCACAUGUACGAACAGGCCCCGCCCCCAACUAGUGCUCCGGUGCCACCGCCUGCCGGUGCCCAGCUGGUGCCUGCCGGUCCGCAGGGUCCCCAGCACAUGGAACACUAUCCCGGUCCGCCUCCGUAUCCGUAUCCUGGCUAUGGGAGUCCCGGGCCGGGGCCCGGUGGGCAGUGUUACUCACGUAACCUGCAGCCUCCACCGUAUAUGGAUGCACACUACACGACCAAUUGCCCUUGUCCGAUGCAGUCGUGUCCAAAAAACGUCAAUGCUGGGUCCCUUAUUGGUAUCAAGGCCAGUAAGGGCCCAGUAGCCACCGUAUCAACCCAAAACCAUCAUAUCGCCUCGGCGGCGGCCUACGCUGCACCCGCCCAAACUUCUGCCAUAAGCAGCAGCAAUUACAAAACUUCUAGCGAACCCAUCAUGAUCUCAUCUGGUUCGUCUACAUCGUCUUCACCCGCGCCGCUGGACAUCCACGCACCCAUUGUGUGCCCAGCCGAGGUCGAAACGUCCAUGUGCCACACAUCUCCAUCGCAGGCCCCAGUGACACCGGUAAUGCCUGUCAACGUCGCAUGCAGUAGCGCCGCCAUCACCAGUACCACUAACACGACCACCAGCAGCAGCAACAGCAUCACAACAACAGCGGAACCAAAUAGAACACCUAAAGUUAAGCCCGAAAGUGACCUGUAUCUGUACAAUAGGAACUAUCACCUACACCAUCACCACUAUCACCAGCAGCAUCGUCCGUCGGCACCCCCGCCAACGCAUCCACUGCAGAACUUUACUUCCACAACCGGACCACUGUUAGCCGAAGUCAAGGAAGAACCGUCGACGCCAACUCCUGAUCCCGACUUAAAGUCUGUGAAGAACAUUCCUAAGCUGAUACCGAUAACGGCCACCAUGGUAAAGCAAGAGAUUACCGAAGUCAAGCAAGAGCUACCGCCUGUAGUAGUGACCUGCAAGAAAGAACACUUCGAGGAGAAUGGUCCUGCCAUGACGCCAGAUCUGCUUCUCGAUGAGGCACUGAUUAAGAAGGAAGAACUAGUCACAGAGCUUCUGUUACCGGAUCGCUGUUUUGUCCAGAAUCAAAACAUUGAGGAUAAAUGUCUUUUGUCUGAUAUUUUAACCGCGGAAGGUAAUCUGGUAAUGAGUAAGACUACAGGUAGUGAUAGUUGCAGUAAUAACAAUAAUAACAACAACAGUAGUAUUAGUAAUGAGAAAGUACAAUUAGUUGAUAGUGUCCUACCAGAAAUCCCGGCGUCCACGGUGAAGCGAAGACCGCUGCUGGUUGCGUGCAAGAAGGCCACACCGAAAAAGUCACCCCCCAAUAGCUAUAAGAAUCUAAUCAAACGUACAAAUUUGGACGAAGAAAGUACGAUCACCGUACUUAGCGACGAUGAUGAAGAAGACGACGAGGAGGAAGAGGUUGUGCAGAACAAGCUCAGGAGAAAACUACUUCCAGUGAAAUCCAGAAAGAUUUUGAAGCGAACUCGUCGAGUUUUCGGUGCCGAACAAUUGAGGCACCUAAAGAAACUAUCCAGAUCACUACUGCAACCUACCCGAAUACGAAAGAUCUUCAAACGACCAUCUUGUAUUCCACGGAAUCCCAAAACAAUCCAGCAAAAGACUGCAAAAACAGUGGAAACCAAAGUUGAUCAAGAACAUACCCCCAAAACUAUGACAACUCCCAACCAUGCUCGAGAAGAGUCGGGAGUUCCAACGACAAAUGGUGAUAAUAGCAAUAAACUAUCAGAAGCUACACCAGAAACGGAACCAGAACGUCCACGACCCGUUUCCAACGUGGACCUCACGAUCGAUCUAGUUGCCAAAGGAUAUUUCUCCGAACCGGAAAUUCUUUCCCACGAGAUCAACGCAAAAUCAUGUUUAAUCAAAAAGCUAAAACUACAGAAGAAUCGUUCACAAUCAGAGCAGAACAGAGGUAAACACUCAUCCAAGAAGGCGAAGAACGAUAACACGCUAGAUGUUGAUUUCGACAAACGGAAGUCCAAGUGCAGAUCGAAAAAAGCGGAACAGAUUGAACUCGCACCACUUCUGACGAACAGUUCACCAAUUCUUACCGAAAAAGACACCACAAAGAAAGCACAGAAAACAAAACAACCGCACCAACCGAAACAAUCGGAACCGAAGGAAAAGAAAGCUAAGAAGGAGCACAAACAGUGCGGUAAAAAGAAAGCCAAAGUUCAAAAACAAAAUGGACUAGAGAGGGCAACCUCAACUCCAGUGCCGAACGCGAAAGAGCAGGAGUCCGCCAAUUUGAACGUUUCGGAUGUUCAGUUGAUCCAACCAGAUGCAAGCGGGGACGAUCGCGAAAUGGAAUUUGAUGAUGCUGCUACGGUGCUGGUAGAUGAUGACAUGAUGAGUGUUGACACGAGCACAAUGAUCAACCGACAUAACAACAACAACAGCAGCGGCGUCGAGAACAAAAACCCAAUCGCCGAGGAAGGACCACUGGAAGCACCCGGGCAAGCAAGUGCGUGUGAGCCAUCGAUUAGUGGCGGUGAUCUGGCGACGGCUGAGGAAGAUGAUGACGCUGAUGAAGAGAUGAUGCUGUCCCGACGAUUUGCCAAAAAGAGUGCUUCAGGGUUCAAACGUAACGCACGGUCAAGAUCGAAAUCCAAAUCGAGAAAAUUCAGUACUAAGAAACGACAUCGGGUCUAUCGUAUGACAGCGGCGGAAAUAGAGGAGGUGAUUGUGCCGAGAAAAUGUAACAGUGUACCACGGUGGAGCAACGGAUGGACCUGGGAGGGUCAGCCGUUCCAGGGAAAGGUGUUUUUGAAUAGUGAUGAUCCUCCAGUUUUAAGGACCUGCUAUCCUGCGAUGCGCCAUUCUGAGGGAGAUAUUAUAAGGCCACGAGACUGUGUGCUGCUUCGAGCUGGCAGUAAACGGGCGGAGCUUCCUUACGUAGCGAAGGUCGCGUAUCUAUGGGAGAAUCCAGAAGAUGGUGAAAUGAUGAUGUCCUUAUUGUGGUACUAUCGUCCUGAGCACACGGAACAGGGACGGCAACCGACGGAUGGACCGGACGAGGUUUUCGCAUCCAGACACAAAGAUCACAACAGCGUAGCUUGCAUCGAAGAUAAAUGCUACGUGUUAACGUUCAGCGAGUACUGCAGAUUCCGUCGCCAGUUGAAGGGCUUCGAGGAGAACAUCGAGGAACACCCCUCGAUAGUGCCACUGCUGAGACGCGAAAAUCCCCGCCUGCCGCCCCCGGUGGUGUCCCCCGAGCUGGUCAUGUACUGCCAGCGUGUAUACGAGUUCCGGCUAAAGCGGCUCCUCAAGACACCCUCCUAGUGUCGGCGGUUGGUGGUAGAGCGACGGGUUCCUCCUCCCAAGCCUACCAUCGAACAGCUUUCCCACCCAUUGCAACCGGCUGCUAGUAAUCCUGGUAGUAGCACCGGCGAGGGUGGGACGAUGACGUCAGCAACAAUCAAAUCACAUAUCCGCAGAUGAAUCCGAAAGUGUUGUCAACUCGACCGAUAGAACAUCCUACCAGGGCUGUACCGGGCUGAAAUAUUGCCUGUCAAUUUACUGUACUCCGGUAGCCGAGUUUUCGCAUUAUAAUACGUUUUGAGAUCUAGUCCAGAGGUGCACGAAUGGGAUAGCGACCAAUCGACGGAAGGCGAGAAGACAGCGGCAAUCACCGGGUGUCGUUUUCAGAAUUUAAGUCAUUUCCGAAUAUGAAUGAUAACGUACUUUUUAUUUGCUAUUAUUUAUAUUAGUUUAUUAUAUUUAGUGAAUCUUUUUUUUUUUUUUAAUUUUCUGUCACGUACGAUGAUUUUGUACAUUCAGUUUUUUAUACCUUCUAUCUUCGUUUUGUUGUUUCAUAACGGUUAAUAAUAUUAUUUGUAAAUAUUUCUUUCGUCUUCUAUAGGGGUAAGAUAAAUAAAGAUCGAAGCAGAAUCAAAAUCUAUUCUAAAUGGACAGUAAUUAAGACAAAAACUACAAUUAAAUCUUUCGAACAGUAUAUUUAUUGUUAGUGGAAUGUCAGCACAGAAAAACAUAACUAAACAAGAACAUACUAUAAUUAAUCAUCAAAAACUACAGCUUAUCGAUCGUGAAACUAUUUUUUUAUGUAUUCUUCGUUUUGAGUUGAACCCGCUUUGGUGGUUGGAACAGAACAAAUUCAUUAUUAUCUUAAACACGUCGGAAUUAGGUGGUGAUUAGAUGGCGUGUUUUGUUGCUGCGGAUUAGAAAUGUCUUGUUUAAGCAAGAACACUUGAACACACAUUGGAAUUUUUUUGAGAUUUUAGAGAAGUCAUAAAGUAUGAGUACUGAAGUACGAACUUUAAUUGAUGAAAAAAAAAUUUUUUUUUCUUAAGAAUAAAGUCACAAAAUCAAUUUGUCCUGCAUUUAAUUUAUCCUUGUAGAAACAUGGAAAAACUAUAUUGUUAGUAAUCAGUAGAAACAAACUGAAAAACACACACAAAUACUGAUCAUCACGAGAAGAAAAGUCUACAAAGAGUCACUAAACAUAGUUAUGAUCCUGUUUGAUUUCCUUCCUAUCUGAACGCGACAAGAUUAGUUGAAACGAAACACAACAAGAAGCGCAAAAACCAACCACACCUAUUGUUAUUGCUACACUGAGUAAUUUGUAUCAGUACCUUAUUAUUUUAAACAAACUGAACAGAGAGUAAACAAAAUGAGGAAAAAAACACUAAUAAUAAAUGAAUAUUACUAUGAUUAUAUAUUAGACACAAAAUUAAUAUAUACACUUAUACAGUAUGAACGUGGAAAUACAAGUGUAAGUAGAAUAGAUGAAUUGUUUAACCACUACUAUUUGCGUAACUACCGACGUAACAAUCCAUGUCAGGUUCCAGAAUUAUCAUUCUAUGUUUAUAACAUCAAUCCUCCCUCCCAAUAGGUUAACGAUCAACUUGAUUUUCCGCGAAAAAUACAUGAACACAUCCAGCUUCUAUGAGAAAAACGAAGCACGCAUCACAUAAAACAUAAAAACGUUAAAGCCAUUUGAAUAGCCAAGAGUAAAGAAAAUAGAGUGUCAAUACUAGAUGCGCAACCCGCAAGUUUGGACAAUGUUUGGAACUAUACGCUAUACUAAUCGAAGCAUCCACAGUAAAAUCAUAAUCGUUACGAGCGUUUUACACAACUCAACUCAUCAUUAAGUAGAUGAUUAUUUUACAUUACAUUUCUUCCCCUUGCCCUCUCCCACUAAUGUAAGUUCCACCUAUCUCGCAGUGAGUUUAACUGCUGAAUGUAUGUUUUUUCCGUCAACGGUUUAAGUAGCUUUACAGUGACUGGCAGGCAGGUAUCCCCCUUCCCCCUAUCCCGUGCUCGUUCGUUUAUUACAGCGGUUUUCAACCGGGUGGAAUUCCCCCCUAGGGGGGAAUUUGACCGUUGCAGGGGGGGAAUCGCGAGUGGAAAAAUUUCACAUGUAAUGCGAUUUUAUGAUUGACGGUGGUGCGACAUUUUUUUUUCAGUGUCCAAUGAAUUCGCUCGCGAAAAACCCAUGCACCGGUUUUUGCGCAUUAUUUUGCUCUAUAGGCAUACGUCAAAUAGACCUUUCUAUCUGCGCUAGUAUUAGUGGUCGAUUUCACUAAUACAAGUUUUAUUUUUGGGCGCAAAUAAUCAACCCGCUGGUGAUAACAAAAAAUUUCCUCACGCCCCAAACUUUUAUUCAAGUUGUAGGCCGAUUUUUAGUUUUAUUUCAUUUAUGUUUCCACUAAAACACAGUUUGUUGAAACAGGUAACACGAAUGAACUAAGAUUCAUAAGUGAAAUAUUUUUCGAAAUUGAAUAUCAGCUAAUUUUUUGGUUGAAAACAAAUCUAUUUUAUAAGGAUACACGACUAAGCCUGUAUUGGUGAGAUCUGGCUUAGAAAGCUCUAUAUGCUUGAUGACGAUAAAUCGAAACACACACCUUCACAAGUGAUGCUGAAGAUGCCCGUGUAUUGGUGUUUUCCUGCUCCUGCUUGAAACCUGUUUAAAAUUAAAGUUUAAAAAGCCUUAUAUUUUUUAAUUACUACAGCUUUUCUUUCAUGGUGCCGAUAGGGGGGAAAAGCUUGUGUAAAUUAUCAAAAGGGGGUGCAUGAACUGAAAAAGGUUGAAAACCACUGGUUUAUUAGGUUCGAAGCAGAAACUAGACUAUAAUAUGUGUAAACUACUGUCUUGGGCCCAGUCAUUGGUACUCUAGUUGCUAAGUUAGAUCCUUACACACUUAUUCUAACACACACACACUGUAUUACUGUUGUAUUAUAAUGGACAUUUUAAGGCAGUUCUUUUACGUACCGAAUAAGUUUGAUGGUAGAGUACAUACUGAUUGGAUAAUAAUUGAAGAAGGAGAGAGAGGAGAAAAAACAACAGAAGAAUAACUAAUUUAAUGUUAAUUAGGGGCAGAUUGACGUUGAACAGAUAAUGGUUUUACAAAAUGGCAAACAACAAAGCAUACAAGUUUUACCAAAAUCGAUUGAUUGAUUGAUUGGUUAAUUGAUAGGAGAAAAAAAAACAAAACAACCAGAACUAUGUGGCAAUUAACAUUGGGUAAAAAUAUACCAAGAGUAAACUGAAAA